CGCCGCCGCCGCCGCCGCCGCCGCUGCCAGCGAAGGUGCCGGGCGCCGGGCCCUCCCCGCCGGCGCGGCCGUCAUCGCCCGGAGCGGGUGCGCGGCGGGAGCGCGGAGGGGGCGGCCGCCGCCAGCGCCGCCGCGCAGGAGCAGGAGGAGGAGAAAGGGUGCGCAGCCCGGAGGCGGGGUGCGCCGGUGGGGUGCAGCGGAAGAGGGGGUCCAGGGGGGAGAACUUCGUAGCAGUCAUCCUUUUUAGGAAAAGAGGGAAAAAAUAAAACCCUCCCCCACCACCUCCUUCUCCCCACCCCUCGCCGCACCACACACAGCGCGGGCUUCUCGCGCUCGGCACCGGCGGGCCGGGCGCGUCCUGCCUUCGUUUAUCAAGCAGCUUUUCGGAAAAUGCAUUUGCCGUUCGGAGUUUAAUCAGAAGAGGAUUCCUGUCCCCGUGCCCGGCUCGUCCGGCGGCCCCCGGUCCCUGUCUGUCUCCCGUGGAGGAGUGAAGCGGUCCCGCGGAUAGAGAUCCAUGUCUGUGCCCGCGCGUGUGUGUGCGUGUGUAAAUUGCCGAGAGGGGGAAAAUCACAGGACUUCUGCAAAUACGGGACUGAAAAUUGUAAUUCAUCUGCCGCCGCCGCUGCCUUUUUUUCCUCGUGCUCUUGAGAUCUCCGGUUGGGAUUCCUACGGAUUGACAUUUCUGUGACGGAGAAGUCUGGGAAUCAAACUGGAAAUUCUCCUAAUUUUUUACCCUCCCUCCCCCAACUCCUGAUUCAUUUGGAAGUUUCAAAGCAGCUAUAACUGGAGAGUUCUGAAGAUUGAUGGAAUCUUUGCCUUAUGCAUUUGUUUUGUUUUCACAAAAAAGGAAACUUGACAGAGGAUCAUGCUGUCCUUAAAAAAUACAACAUCGCAGAGGAAGUAGACUGAUAUUAACAAUAAUUAAUAAUAAUGUGCCUCAUGAAAUAAAGAUCCGAAAGGAAUUUCAGUAAAAAUUUCCUGCAUCUCAUGCCAAGAGGGAAACACCAGAAUCAAGUGUUCCGCGUGACUGAAGACACCCCCUCAUCCAAGAAUGCGAAGCACAUCCAAUAAAAUAGCUGGAUUAUAACUAUUCUUUCUUUCGGGGCCGUGGGGCGGGAGCAGGGGCGAGAGGUGCUGCUGGUACCCGGCUGCUUUUCCUCGGGGGAAGGAUGGCGCACGCUGGGAGAACAGGGUAUGAUAACCGGGAGAUAGUGAUGAAGUACAUCCACUAUAAGCUGUCGCAGAGGGGCUACGAGUGGGAUGCCGGCGACGCGGGCGCCGCGCCCCCGGGGGCCGCCCCCGCGCCGGGCAUCUUCUCCUCCCAGCCCGGGCGCACCCCCGCGCCCGCCAGGACCUCGCCGCCCCCGCCCCCCGCCGCCCUCGCCGCCGCUGCCGCCGCGGGCCCUGCGCUCAGCCCCGUGCCACCUGUGGUCCACCUGACCCUGCGCCAGGCCGGCGACGACUUCUCCCGUCGCUACCGCCGCGACUUCGCGGAGAUGUCCAGCCAACUGCACCUGACGCCCUUCACCGCGAGGGGACGCUUUGCCACGGUGGUGGAGGAGCUCUUCAGGGAUGGGGUGAACUGGGGGAGGAUUGUGGCCUUCUUUGAGUUCGGUGGGGUCAUGUGUGUGGAGAGCGUCAACCGGGAGAUGUCGCCCCUGGUGGACAACAUCGCCCUAUGGAUGACUGAGUACCUGAACCGGCACUUGCACACCUGGAUCCAGGACAACGGAGGCUGGGAUGCCUUUGUGGAGCUGUACGGCCCCAGCGUGCAGCCUCUGUUUGACUUCUCCUGGCUGUCCCUGAAGGCCCUGCUCAGUCUGGCCCUGGUGGGAGCUUGCAUCACCCUGGGUGCCUACCUGGGCCACAAGUGAAGUCAGUAGGCCUGCCACAAACAAAUAUGCAAAAGGUUCACUAAAGCAGUAGAAAUAUAUGCAUUGCCAGUGCCGUACCAUGAAACGAAGCUGUGGUCUCUUAAAAACAAAACACAAAACAAAACAAAAACAGCUUUCAGGCUCAGAGUCGAAUCAGCUAUUUACUGCCAAAGGGAAAUACCGUUUAUUUUUUACAUUAUCAAGAAAAAAAAAAAAAGAUUUAUUUAUUUAAGACCGUCCCAUCGAACCUCCUGUCUUUGGAAACCCUGCCACUAAUUGGCAAGCCCCACCUGUGCAGCUCCACCUGGAUCUCCUGUGCCUAUAAACACGGAUUUGUUUUCCAUGUUGUUGGCUGGACUGACUCACCAUCUGAAGAGCAAACGAACUGACUGACAGAGGACUUGACGGUUCCAGAAGCCGGGUGUCUGGCUGCUGGAGGUUAGGAAGAAGGUGUUCAUUUUCCUUGCUCUUUUUUUUACUUUUAUUUUUUUUCUUUUUGCCCCGGGGGCUGCGAUCUGAAGAGAGGGAAGGCGCUCGAUGGGAAGUCCAUUCUUCCCUGGCCUGAAGAACAGACACUUAGCAUUUGGCUCACAUGGUACAGACCCGGUUGGAAGAAAAACAACAACAACAACAACAACAAAACCUGGGGAACUUCAGAUGGAAUUGGCGUCCACCAAGAUUUCCACACCGAAGGACAGUGAUGGGGAAAAUGCCGUGAAACCAUAGGAAAGUAUUUUUUUAAGCUACCAAUUGUGCCGAGAAGCAUUCUAGCAAUUUAUCCGAUAGCAUCCAGUACCUUAAAGCCCUGAUGUGUAUAUUCAGACAUUGUGGAUACUCUCCCCCAGAUACUGGCUCUGUCUGUGCAUGAAACAGAAUCCUCCAGGAGGCGAGGAAGUGAACGUUCUGGUGACUUAUCCAGCAGCACCAGGCCGCCACAAGUGCCUGCGUUUCCCUAAGAGGCCACGGCCUGCAGUCCCGCCUUGCCCCGGCUCGGAGGCCUCGUCCUGGAACGGAGCCGGGGCGCUCGCUGGCCUGCUCGAAGCUUUUACACAGAGCAGUGCGGUCUCCGAGCGCUGGAGCCGACAGAGCUCAGAAUCCCGCUGUCGAGAAAGAACAGUCGUGGCCCUGGGCCUGUUCCCCCGGGCCCCCUAGUUGGGCCCUUUUCCUCGUGGAGCGGGGAACCUGGGAGCCAAGGCUCUUAAGACGUUUAUCACUGUGGAGGGAAGGAAACAGGCACUGAGCCUUUCCCUGCGGAGGGAGGUGGCCUCGGCGCCACCGGUAGGAAACCCGGCAGGAGACAAGUGCAUCCGGGGCGCCGCAUGGCCACGGCGCAUGCGUGCUGGCCACGGCGCAUGCGUGCUGGCCGCGCGGCCGCCCGCCUUUGCGCACAGUUGAGAGCAAGGCUUUUAGUGACCUUGGGGAAAGUCGUAAAUGCUAAAGGAAGCGUUGGAAUGAGGUGUCAUGGAUUAAUCAACCCAUGUCUCUGGAGUUACGAUGUAAAACAUUACCUUGUCAUUGCAGUUUUGUUUUGUUUUGUUUUGUUUGGAAAACCUGACAGAGGAGGGGGAAAAAAAGUUCCAGGUGUGGAAUGUGGAAAUUAUCUGUACAUCCUGGGGCAUUAAAAAAGAAAAAAAAAAAUGGUGGAAACUCUAGAGAAGUAGCAAUGAAGUGAAAUCUACAACAAACAAACUAGAAAAUGUUUUUUUUUUUUCAAGUUUAGAAUCAGCUUUGAGACGUUCAUGGAAUAACUGUGGCAUUAUUGCAUUAUAUACCAUUUAUCUGUAUUAACUUUGGAAUGUACUAUGUUCAAUGUUUAAUGCUGUGGUUAAUAUUUUGAAAGCUGCUUUAAAAAAAGAAAGAUACAUGCAUCUCAGCAUUUUUUUUUUAAUUGUACUUAGUUAUGGCCUCCACACUUCGUUAGCAAAAAUUAUCAUUUUUCUGUUUGAGAUUUUUGUCUCAGUUGUUUUAAAAGCAUUUCUGAGAAGGUGAGAGAAGCCCUGGGUCUCAGCUGCUGAAAACCCCGGAGCACGUUGGCCACUGUGGAGCUUCGCUUCAACCUAGUUAUGUGCAUUUCCACGUCAACAGAAUUGUUUAUUGUGAAGGAUAUAUCUGUUGUCCCUUUGACCUUGUUCCUUGAAGGUUUCCUAGUCCCUGGGCAAAUCAGAAUCUAACACAUUAUUUAGAAUGACAUACAUGUUUGGUUAAACCCAUGAGAUUCAUUCAGUUGAAAAUCCAGACAGGAAAUGACCAGGGGAUUAAAUUCUGGCCAUGACGGUUUGACCUUCAGAGGGUUGCUUUAUGUGGUCUGCUUUGACAGAGACCCGUCUAGAGCACUCCUGCCCUCCUUCCACAGGCCCUUUUCAGUGGCUGUCCUUCGGAUUCUUCCUGAAAUACAGUGGCGCCUGUGCCCCGCUCUGAGAAAGCAGGAAACCCAUGGUAUGAAGCCAGACCUCCCUGGCAGGCCUCAGGGAACAGAAUGAUCAGACCCUUUGAAUGAUUCUAAUUUUUAAGCAAAAUACUAUUUUGUGAAAGGUUUACAUUGUCAAAAGCGAUGAGUAGGGAAUAUCAAAUCCUGUGCUGCUAUCCUUCCAAGAUCAUGGUAGUGGAGUCAAUUUGCAGUACACUCCAAGUGGCAAAAUCCUCCAAGCUGCUUUAGAAGUAACCAUGAAGAACACAGACAUUUUUAAUAUAAAGCCUGUUUUGUCUUUUGUUGUUGUUAUUGUUUGUAUUGUUCAAAGGCAGAGUAUUCUAAAAAUGUAUAUAUAUUAAAAAAAAAAAAGUCAUGGGGGCUAAUUUCUGGCCGGUUUUGUUUUGCCACGGGCUGUUGUUCUCUGGUUUUAAUGGUAAAUGUUCCUGGCUGCCGAACCCCCGAACUGUACAGUAUUGUGGCUCCACUCACUCUAAUAAGAGUAGUCGAUGUUACAUUUUUCUUGUUCUAAAAAACAUGUUAGAAGCAAUGAACGUAUAUAAAAGCCUCAACUAGU
This is a messenger RNA of Mustela erminea (ermine), 4858 nucleotides long. It is a transcript of the gene BCL2, whose product is annotated as BCL2 apoptosis regulator. Bases 1170 to 1874 code for a protein of 234 amino acids. Lineage: Eukaryota; Metazoa; Chordata; Mammalia; Carnivora; Mustelidae. The record is from RefSeq and is a predicted model, not a curated record. Gene Ontology annotation, cellular component: mitochondrial outer membrane. Gene Ontology annotation, molecular function: protein heterodimerization activity; protein homodimerization activity. Gene Ontology annotation, biological process: negative regulation of intrinsic apoptotic signaling pathway; intrinsic apoptotic signaling pathway in response to DNA damage; extrinsic apoptotic signaling pathway in absence of ligand. The transcript has 3 exons.